Molecule: messenger RNA, 1371 nt
Organism: Pyricularia pennisetigena
Lineage: Eukaryota; Fungi; Ascomycota; Sordariomycetes; Magnaporthales; Pyriculariaceae
Exons: 2
Coding region: 82-1371 (429 amino acids)
Source: RefSeq, a predicted model, not a curated record
GAAAUCCUUGUUUGGUCGACAUGUUUCUACGAUGUGCUGGAUGGAGAUAAGCUGCGUGAUUCCCUCCAGGAGCUACUCGAAAUGGGCAACUGGCGGUCGUUGGGUGGUCGCCUAAGGCUAAAUUCGGCAGGGCGUGUUGAGCUGCAUGUGCCAAACCAUUUCACCACUGAUCGACCUUCGGUGCACUUCACGCAGGAGAGGCACGAUUUAAGCGUGCUAAAUCAUGAGCUGCGUCACACACUGCCGAGGAACAGCAACAUUCCCUUUGUCGUCGAUAUCAGGGAAACAUUUGGCCGGAUUCUGGCCGGACCAGACGCUCCCCGAAGCUUUGAUGAUUAUAUUAAUACAGACCGACCAGCCCUGUCGGUUCAUGUAAUAAUCUUCACCGACUGUACCUUUGUCACAAUCGUCUACUCUCACAGUAUUGCCGAUGGUAUGGGUCGGCGAGCUUUAAUGGACAACUGGUGCCGGGUUUUACGUGGCGACAAGGCCAGCGUAAUGCCCCUGGCCGACCUUUCCGACGACGUCCUGAUGCGGGUUGCCGAAGCGGACAAGUCUAGGCCCAAUGAGCGCUAUAUAUGGGAGGACAAGCUGCUCACGGGCUUUUCGCUGUGGCGAUUCAUGGCCCGCAUAGCCUUUGAAAGCGUCUUUGGCCCGCGCAAGCACUUACAAUCCGUCUUCUUGCCGGCGGCGCUUGUGGAAUCCCUGCGGGCGGAGGCACGCUCGGAUGGUACCUGUUCUCCGAAUCUGACUGACGGUGACAUCCUCGCGGCGUGGCUAUUGCGACUCUCUCUGGCUCACACCCCAACAUCGUCGAGAAGACCGCUGUCGAUUAUAAUGGUGGUUGAUACUCGUGGGAGACUCCCGAGCUCGUAUCUCGAUCCAAAACUCGCACGGAUAUCCAACCAGUGGGUCUCUGCCUGGAUUCCAGUUCAGCUUCGAGAGUUUGUCGACGGAAGCCUGGGGCGCGCUGCGUCGCUCGUGCACGAGACUCUCCGCCCACAACUUAGCGAGGCGCAGAUAUCCAAACUAGUACGCUUUGCGAUAGAACGCAAUGGCACGACGGCAUUUUUCGCGGAUACAAAUGCCGUCAUGCUACCAGUAUCGAACAUCGCCAAGGCGCGUUUCCAGGAUAUUAUCGACUUUGGGCCCGCUGUAGUCGCUCCUGGCCUUGACUCCACCCUUUCGGGCACGCCGAGCGGGAAGCCGGUGUGGACGACGAACGUGAUAAGCGGAACUCAUACGAGCGGCAAUUUGUGCCAUAUCCAAUUUAAAGAUCACGCUGGGAAUUACUGGGUCACGUUGCAGGCACCGGGUAAAACGUGGGAAAAGAUCAACGAACUGACCCAAACGUUGAAUAAACUGACUUAA